Molecule: messenger RNA, 1138 nt
Organism: Rhinolophus ferrumequinum (greater horseshoe bat)
Lineage: Eukaryota; Metazoa; Chordata; Mammalia; Chiroptera; Rhinolophidae
Gene: TREX1
Product: three prime repair exonuclease 1
Exons: 2
Coding region: 160-1104 (314 amino acids)
Biological process (GO): DNA catabolic process
Cellular component (GO): cytoplasm
Molecular function (GO): 3'-5'-DNA exonuclease activity; nucleic acid binding
Source: RefSeq, a predicted model, not a curated record
GGCUGACAAGCAGGGCGGGACUUGCUCACUCCAGCCCGGUGGGCGGGCUCAGACUAAGUUUCACUUCCCGCCACUGCUGCCAGCAGCGAGAACCAGCCAGUGUGCACUCCAGUCAUUGCUGCUUGCCUGCCUGCCGCUUGCUCAGCAGUAGACACCCACAUGGCCUCGCAGGCCCUGCCCCAGGGGCCCAUGCAGACCCUCAUCUUCUUGGACCUGGAGGCCACUGGACUUCCCUUCUCCCAGCCCAAGAUCACGGAGCUGUGCCUGCUGGCUGUCCACAGAUGUGCCCUGGAGAGCCCUCCCAGCCCUCAGGGGCCUCCUCCCAUGGUGCCCCCACCACCCCGCGUGGUGGACAAGCUCUCCCUCUGUGUGGCCCCAGGGAAGGCCUGUAGCCCCGCAGCCAGCGAGAUCACAGGCCUGAGCACAGCUGUGCUGGCAGCGCACCGGCGUCAACACUUCAAUGCAGACCUGGUCAACCUGCUCCGCGCCUUCCUGCAGCGCCAGCCACAGCCCUGGUGCCUCGUGGCACACAACGGUGACCGCUACGACUUCCCCCUGCUGCAGGCGGAGUUGGCCAUGCUGGGCCUCUCCAGGGCUCUGGACGACGUCUUCUGUGUGGACAGCAUCGCCGCCCUGAAGGCCGUAGAGCAGACUGGCAGCACCCCCGAGCAUGGCCCGAGGAGGAGCUACAGCCUGGGCAGCAUCUACACACGCCUGUACGGGCAGGUCCCACUGGACUCGCACACGGCCGAGGGCGACGUCCUAGCCCUGCUCAGCAUCUGUCAGUGGAGGCCGCGCGCCCUGCUGCAGUGGGUGGACGCUCACGCCAGGCCCUUCAGCACCGUCAAGCCAAUGUACGGGGUCACAGCCUUUACUGGAACCCACUCAAGGCCACCUGCUGCCACAGCCACUACCCUUCUGGCCAGAGGCGGAGACUCCAUUCCCAACCUCGGGGGGAGCAGGAGGCCCAAGGUCCUACCUACAGCGAAGGGCCCUGAAGCCGCACCCAGGGAGGGCCUGCUGGCCCCACUGGGCCUGCUGGCCUUCCUCAGCGUGGCAAUAGCCACCCUGUACGGGCUGUCCCUGGCCACACCUGGGCAAUAGGACGAGAAAGAACGUCUGAUGAAUAAAGACCCCG